Molecule: messenger RNA, 1876 nt
Organism: Aplysia californica (California sea hare)
Lineage: Eukaryota; Metazoa; Mollusca; Gastropoda; Aplysiida; Aplysiidae
Product: somatostatin receptor type 3-like
Exons: 4
Coding region: 335-1507 (390 amino acids)
Biological process (GO): G protein-coupled receptor signaling pathway
Cellular component (GO): plasma membrane
Molecular function (GO): G protein-coupled receptor activity
Source: RefSeq, a predicted model, not a curated record
CCAUCCAACCCCUGGCUAUGGAGCCGCCUCUCUCUCACUCACUCUCUCACUCUCUCUCACUCACUCUCUCACUCCUCCGUCCCUCCUUAGCAACAAGUGGGACUCGCGAAACGAUACGCCCCUGCUACCUGCAGACUCUCCAACACGUGCCUUAAACUUUAAACUCAUCAUCGACCCCCGUCAUGACUGUUUGGAUGUACUCAUGAAGUUUUAACGGACACCUCCAUCCUUUGUGUCCCCCCGAGAGACCGUGAUUUGACUUUGUUGGAGUGUUCGAGAACAUGUGGAUACAGAAAAACCAUGUUGUUACGGGGAUUUGAAAGACGUGUUCAACAUGGCGUUCAAUAGCUCGGGUCACUUCUCCACCAAUCUGACGCCGCUGAGCGGAAGCGGAAGUAGAAACCACAGCAUUCUCAACCCCGAGUCGUCUCAGUUCUAUGUGGCCAUUAGACGUUUGCAGACUGUCAUGCUUCCGCUGAUCUGUGUGUUCGGCCUAGUGGGCAACAGUUUGGCCGUUCGGACCUUCCUGGUCAAGUCUCUACGGUCGUCCUCGUGUUCGUUGUACCUGGCGGCAAAGUGCACAUCUGACAGUGGCUUCCUGCUCUCCCUGCUGGUCAUCUGGCUCUACCGAGUGGGCGUGCAGCUUUUCAAUAUGCAGGGCAUCUGCCAGAUGACCGUGUUCCUCACCUACACGUGUGGAUUCAGCUCGGUCUGGUUCGUCACCAUCAUCACGUGCGAGAACUACAUCCGCAUCGCCCACCCCACCAAGGUGGUCACGUGCUGCACGGCGUCCCGCGCCAAAGUGGUCAUCUCUGCGGUGUUUGCCGUGGCCGGGGGUGUGAACGCCUUCCCUCUGUGGACCAGCCGCGUCAUCACCACCAAGGUCCCCAGCGGGGGCAACAACCAGACGAGCAGCGUCACGAUGUGCAUGGCUUUGAAAGACUACCAGAACCUGGUCAUCGCCAUGACCUACGUGGACACAGUGUUCACGCUCAUCCUACCGUCUCUCAUCAUCUCCAUCAUGGUACUGGCCAUUGUCCAGAGCGUCCUGCGUUCUCUGAAGAGACGGAAGCGUCUACGAGCCGGCACGCAGAGGGCGCCGGGAAUACGCCGCACAACGACGCCACAGGCCAAAAUGACACGCUUCCUGUUCGCCAUUUCGGUGAUAUUUCUCCUACUCCACACUCCCUCCCACGCUAUCCGUCUCAAAAUGAUGAUCGAGACAUACGCUUUCAACCAGCAGCCUGGUUUUAACGAUCACAUUUUCCAUAGGUCCUUUGAGCUGCUGUAUUACCUAAACUUCUGCAACAACGUUGUGGUUUAUCUCGUCUUCGGGGAUAAGUUCAGAGAAAUAUUCUCCAUGGUUUUCUGUGCUCGCCUCAAGAGAAAUCAGUCCGAAGAGAUGCAGACAGAGUGCCGGAUGCUAGUCGUGCAUGCUGAUGGCACGGAGACGAUAGCACUUCGAGAUGGAGACAAUGGCAGAGAGAAAGAGGGUGACAACCACUGAAUUAACUCAGUUAACACACCAGGAAUGCAAUGAUGGCUUAAUGCCGGAAUUCUGAUGAUUAUAAUGUUUGUCCUCAGCCUUCUUUAUCACAAUAUUAUGUUUAUAACAGUGGGAAUGCCUACUUCCUAAAGUCAUCAAUAAAUUAUAUUAUCGAACCUAUCUGAAAGUUGUGAAAAUAAAACUGCUCAGAUAAUUAAUUGUCUAGUCAUGGUCUUGUGGUGUGGGGGGGGGGGGGGGGGGGGGGGUCGGGUUUUGCGACAAGUGACUAAGCCACUGCAGUGAGCUAAUCACUUCAUGGAGAAAAAGACUUUUUGCGUUAACCUAUGAACCCGCGAAGGUACACAUAAUAUAAGCAAAAUUGGAAGAAAA